Molecule: messenger RNA, 1077 nt
Organism: Salvia splendens (bonfire salvia)
Lineage: Eukaryota; Viridiplantae; Streptophyta; Magnoliopsida; Lamiales; Lamiaceae
Exons: 2
Source: RefSeq, a predicted model, not a curated record
CUCCGUCGCUCCAAUUAAACCAUAUCAUCAUCAACAACAAUAAUAUUAUUCACCUUCUGCCAAAGGUAAUCAAUCUGCAAACCAAUUCUUGGCUGUCCCCUUUCAAAAUACAAUCUAUUUUUAUUGAGAUUUGGCACAAACAAGAAGAGAAACAAUGAUGAUUGUUUGGGCAAAUACAAAUCCAUGAGAAUGUCUUCAACAUCAACAAGAGAGGAGGAGGAGGAGGAGGCGACAUCACAACCAGACAGCAACCCCGCCCACAAUUUCGUGACAUGCAUCUACACAACAAAGCUCGCAGACGCGCUGCACAGCACAACGGUGACAUGGGCGAAGACCGUGAUCAGCCACACCCUCUACAUGACGGUGGAGGACGACGACGACCGCCACUACACCUGCAAGAUCGACCUCAAGACCUGGCAGUUCUGGGGCAAAAAAGGCCUCAAAUCCUUCCAGGUUGCCGACACCCGCGUCGACGUCUUCUGGGACCUCCGCAACGCCAUGUUCGCCGCCAGCCCGGAGCCCUCCUCGGGGUACUACGUGGCCAUGGUCUCCCAGGAGGAGGUGGUCCUCCUCCUGGGCGACCAGAAGAGCGAGGCCAUGAAAAGGGCGCGGGCGAGGAUGCGGGAGGAGGCGCGGCUGGUGCACAAGAAGGAGAUCGUGUUCGCGAAGAAGUGCUUCUGCACGAAGACGACGCUGGGGCAGGAGAGGAGGGAGCAUAGCAUAAUGAUCGAGUCGGCGCUGGCGGGGCCGUACGAUCCGGAGAUGUGGAUAAGCGUGGACGGGGUGGAGUCGAUUAGGGUGCCGAACCUGCACUGGAGGUUUAGGGGGAAUGAGACGAUCGUGGUGGGGAAUGUGUUUGUGCAGAUUUUGUGGGAUGUGCAUGAUUGGCUGUAUAGUGCUAAUCAUUCUGGUGUGGGGAUUUUUGUGUUUCGGAGAUGUAGGGACCAGAAGGAGAGUUUUUGGGAUUUUUUGCAUGAUCGACCUUUGUUUUCAUUGGCAUUCUGCCAUUUUCUUUAUUCAUCAUCAUCAUCAUCAUCAUCAUCAUCAUCAUCAUCAUCAUCAUCAUCAUCAUCAUCA